AUGGCUCCCUUGCCUUCAGUUCGUGUUACCAGAUGUCGGGCAUUUGAAAAUGCUGGUGUUGACUUGUGCGGGCCUAUCAACAUUCGUAGUGGAUUGAGGAAGGUCACGCCAUUAAAACAUUAUAUAGCCACCUUUGUGUGCAUGGUUACGCGUGCAAUACAUUUGGAGCUUGUUCGAGACCUGUCUUCAGAUGCGUUCAUUUCUGCAUUAUUCCGGUUUAUCGCCCGUCGAGGUCAGUGUUUAAAGUUAUAUAGCGACAAUGGCACUAACUUCAUUGGCGCAAAGAAGAUACUUUUGUCGUGGGCAUCUAACUUAACUAAAGAGAGCAAAUUCAAUGAUCAGCUGUCUGAAUUGGGCAUUGAAUGGCAGUUUAUUCCUCCGUCAGCCCCGCAUUUUGGCGGACUGUGGGAGUCUGCAGUUAAAUCGGCGAAACAACAUCUUGUUAAAUCUAGUAACGGUGCUCUUUUAACUUAUGAGGAAACGAGUACAUUGUUGUGUAGAAUUGAAGCAGUCCUCAACUCUAGACCUCUCACUGCAACGUCUUCUGAUCCUUCUGACUUCAACGUUCUGACUCCAGGGCACUUCCUAAUUGGAUGUCCAUUGACUUCUCCACCUGAACCCAAUGUAUUGAAUGUUCCUGAAAAUCGGCUCAGAAAAUUCCAAUUGAUACAAGCUCGUGUACAAUACUUCUGGAAAAGAUGGUCUUCAGAGUAUUUGCCACAGUUGCAGCGCCGUGGUCGUUGGACCUCAAAUUCUGAGAAUAUAUCAGUCGGUGAUCUGGCUAUACUGAAGCAGGAUAACAUCCCACCAUUUCAAUGGCAGAUGGUUCGAGUAGUUAAGGUUUGUCCGGGUGCCGAUGGUGUUGUUAGGGUAGUUACAGUUCGGAAUGCGGUUGGUGCAGAGUAUGUUCGACCUGUACGGAAGUUAGCUCGGCUUCCCAAUCAAGAUGAAGAUGGAGAAGAUGCAGACUAUUAG
This is a messenger RNA of Diuraphis noxia (Russian wheat aphid), 975 nucleotides long. RefSeq lists its product as uncharacterized. Gene Ontology annotation, biological process: DNA integration. The record is from RefSeq and is a predicted model, not a curated record. Gene Ontology annotation, molecular function: nucleic acid binding. Lineage: Eukaryota; Metazoa; Arthropoda; Insecta; Hemiptera; Aphididae.